This is a messenger RNA of Procambarus clarkii (red swamp crayfish), 3378 nucleotides long. The record is from RefSeq and is a predicted model, not a curated record. NCBI's taxonomy places the organism in Eukaryota, Metazoa, Arthropoda, Malacostraca, Decapoda, Cambaridae.
AUGGGGCAGUGGGACAGUGUUUACCAACUUGGGGCAGGUCACCGUCAACCAGUAAGGGAGCGUGAACCAGUAAGGGAGCGUGAACCAGUAGGGGAGCGUGAACCAGUAAGGGAGCGUGAACCAGUAAGGGAGCGUGAACCAGUAAGGGAGCGUAAACCAGUAAGGGAGCGUGAACCAGUAAGUGAGCGUGAACCAGUAAGGGAGCGUGAACCAGUAAGUGAGCGUGAACCAGUAAGGGAGCGUGAACCAGUAAGUGAGCGAGAACCAGUAAGGGAGCGUGAACCAGUAAGGGAGCGUGAACCAGUAGGGGAGCGUGAACCAGUAAGGGAGCGUGAACCAGUAAGGGAGCGUGAACCAGUAGGGGAGCGUGAACCAGUAAGAGAGCGUGAACCAGUAGGGGAGCGUGAACCAGUAAGGGAGCGUGAACCAGUAAGGGAGCGUGAACCAGUAAGUGAGCGUGAACCAGUAAGGGAGCGUGAACCAGUAGGGGAGCGUGAAACAGUAAGGGAGCGUGAACCAGUAGGGGAGCGUGAACCAGUAAGGGAGCGUGAACCAGUAAGGGAGCAUGAACCAGUAGGGGAGCGUGAACCAGUAAGGGAGCGUAAACCAGUAAGGGAGCGUGAACCAGUAAGUGAGCGUGAACCAGUAAGGGAGCGUGAACCAGUAAGGGAGCGUGAACCAGUAAGGGAGCGUGAACCAGUAGGGGAGCGUGAACCAGUAAGGGAGCGUGAACCAGUAAGGGAGCGUGAACCAGUAAGGGAGCUAAGGGAGCGUGAACCAGUAAGUGAGCGUGAACCAGUAAGGGAGCGUGAACCAGUAAGUGAGCGAGAACCAGUAAGGGAGCGUGAACCAGUAAGGGAGCGUGAACCAGUAGGGGAGCGUGAACCAGUAAGGGAGCGUGAACCAGUAAGGGAGCGUGAACCAGUAGGGGAGCGUGAACCAGUAAGGGAGCGUGAACCAGUAGGGGAGCGUGAACCAGUAAGGGAGCGUGAACCAGUAAGGGAGCCUGAACCAGUAAGUGAGCGUGAACCAGUAAGGGAGCGUGAACCAGUAGGGGAGCGUGAAACAGUAAGGGAGCGUGAACCAGUAGGGGAGCGUGAACCAGUAAGGGAGCGUGAACCAGUAAGGGAGCAUGAACCAGUAGGGGAGCGUGAACCAGUAAGGGAGCGUAAACCAGUAAGGGAGCGUGAACCAGUAAGUGAGUGUGAACCAGUAAGGGAGCGUGAACCAGUAAGUGAGCGUGAACCAGUAAGGGAGCGUGAACCAGUAAGUGAGCGAGAACCAGUAAGGGAGCGUGAACCAGUAAGGGAGCGUGAACCAGUAGGGGAGCGUGAACCAGUAAGGGAGCGUGAACCAGUAGGGGAGCGUGAACCAGUAAGGGAGCGUGAACCAGUAAGGGAGCGUGAACCAGUAAGUGAGCGUGAACCAGUAAGGGAGCGUGAACCAGUAGGGGAGCGUGAAACAGUAAGGGAGCGUGAACCAGUAGGGGAGCGUGAACCAGUAAGGGAGCGUGAACCACGUGAACCAGUAAGGGAGCAUGAACCAGUAAGGGAGCGUGAACCAGUAAGGGAGCGUGAACCAGUAAGUGAGCGUGAACCAGUAAGGGAGCGUGAACCAGUAAGGGAGCGUGAACCAGUAAGGGAGCGUGAACCAGUAAGGGAGCGUGAACCAGUAAGGGAGCGUGAACCAGUAAGGGAGCGUGAACCAGUAAGUGAGCGUGAACCAGUAAGGGAGCGUGAACCAGUAAGGGAGCGUGAACCAGUAAGGGAGCGUGAACCAGUAAGGGAGCGUGAACCAGUAAGGGAGCGUGAACCAGUAAGGGAGCGUGAACCAGUAAGGGAGCGUGAACCAGUAGGGGAGCGUGAACUAGUAAGGGAGCCUGAACCAGUAGGGGAGCAUGAACCAGUAAGGGAGCGUGAAUCAGUAGGGGAGCGUGAACCAGUAAGGGAGCGUGAACCAGUAAGGGAGCGUGAACCAGUAAGUGAGCGUGAAUCAGUAGGGGAGCGUGAACCAGUAGGGGAGCGUGAACCAGUAAGGGAGCGUGAACCAGUAAGGGAGCGUGAACCAGUAAGGGAGCGUGAACCAGUAAGGGAGCGUGAACCAGUAAGGGAGCGUGAACCAGUAGGGGAGCGUGAACCAGUAGGGGAGCGUGAACCAGUAAGGGAGCGUGAACCAGUAAGGGAGCGUGAACCAGUAGGGGAGCGUGAACCAGUAGGGGAGCGUGAACUAGUAAGGGAGCCUGAACCAGUAGGGGAGCGUGAAACAGUAAGGGAGCGUGAAUCAGUAAGGGAGCGUGAACCAGUAAGGGAGCGUGAACUAGUAAGGGAGCCUGAACCAGUAAGGGAGCGUGAACCAGUAAGGGAGCGUGAACCAGUAAGGGAGCGUGAACCAGUAAGGGAGCGUGAACCAGUAGGGGAGCGUGAACUAGUAAGGGAGCCUGAACCAGUAGGGGAGCGUGAACCAGUAAGGGAGCGUGAAUCAGUAGGGGAGCGUGAACCAGUAAGGGAGCGUGAACCAGUAAGGGAGCGUGAACCAGUAAGGGAGCGUGAACCAGUAAGGGAGCGUGAACCAGUAAGGGAGCGUGAACCAGUAAGGGAGCGUGAACCAGUAGGGGAGCGUGAACCAGUAGGGGAGCGUGAACCAGUAAGGGAGCGUGAACCAGUAAGGGAGCGUGAACCAGUAGGGGAGCGUGAACCAGUAAGGGAGCCUGAACCAGUAGGGGAGCGUGAACCAGUAAGGGAGCGUGAAUCAGUAAGGGAGCGUGAACCAGUAAGGGAGCGUGAACCAGUAAGGGAGCGUGAACUAGUAAGGGAGCCUGAACCAGUAAGUGAGCGUGAACCAGUAAGGGAGCGUGAACCAGUAAGGGAGCGUGAACUAGUAAGGGAGCCUGAACCAGUAAGGGAGCGUGAACCAGUAAGGGAGCGUGAACCAGAAAGGGAGCGUGAACCAGUAAGGGAGCGUGAACCAGUAAGGGAGCGUGAACCAGUAGGGGAGCGUGAACCAGUAGGGAGCGUGAACCAGGAGCGUGAAUCAGUAAGGGAGCGUGAAUCAGUAAGGGAGCGUGAACCAGUAAGGGAGCGUGAAUCAGUAAGGGAGCGUGAACCAGUAAGGGAGCGUGAACCAGUAGGGGAGCGUGAACCAGUAGGGGAGCGUGAACCAGUAAGGGAGCGUGAAUCAGCAGGGGAGCGUGAACCAAUAAGCGGCGAGGAGUUUAACGCAAUGGUUAUAGACCGAUCCUUAACAAUCCACAAGGUGGAAGAGACCCAUCAGAUUCAAUGUAGCCAUCCAGUCAUUAACAAUAAUUCAACACAAUGUUCUAUGCUGGACUCUGCACAGAGCAUUGGAACUCAGCAACUUGUACAGAGAAAUAGACCCUGA